Triticum aestivum (bread wheat) is the source of this 2551-nucleotide messenger RNA. RefSeq lists its product as uncharacterized. Gene Ontology annotation, cellular component: nucleolus. The transcript has 4 exons. The record is from RefSeq and is a predicted model, not a curated record. The coding region runs from base 104 to 2425 and encodes 773 amino acids. Gene Ontology annotation, molecular function: histone H3K4 demethylase activity; histone H3K36 demethylase activity. Lineage: Eukaryota; Viridiplantae; Streptophyta; Magnoliopsida; Poales; Poaceae.
GCCACCGUAGGGGCAACACGGGCACGAGCCCUUCACGUUUCCACAAUCCCGUCGCCGCACAGCCUCCCCUGGCGCCGCCACGAGCCGUCGCGAGACGCCGGGAAUGGAGAAUCCCGACGGGGCGAGGAAGAAGAAGGGGAGGAGGAGAAGCGGCGGCGAGGCGUCCGCCUCCUUCGACCGCGACGUCUUCCCCAUCCUCCUCGCGGCCGUCACGCCAACGACCGGACCGAACCAACGCGCCUCCUCCUCCGCCGCCGCCGCCGCGCGCCUCCUGCGCCGCCUUCUCUCCCGCUCGCCCCCGGCGCCGGCGCUCUCCCCUCUCCCCGGAUCCCUCGUCGCGCUCCUACCGCUCCUCCUCUCCUCCAGCUCGCAUUCCGUGGCCGCGCUGAGCUGCGAGGUGAUGGGCGCGGCGGCGCUGCAGUCCAUGGAGGCCGCCGAGGCGCUAGCAUCCGACGGCGGGGUCGCCGGUGGCUUGGCGCGGGCGCUGGGGGGUGGCAGCCAGCGAGUGGCCGAGGCUGCCUGCAAUGCCGUGAUGGAUCUGUCGGCGUCUCCGGUUGGCAGGGAACGUCUCUCGGGCUCCCCUGUUCUGCCGAGGCUAUUGUAUCUAUUUUCUCAGGUGGAAUCUAUUUCCAGGGCUGUUGGUAGCGGGAGCACCGGGUGCCAAGCAAGAGUUUCAGAGCCAAGUAAAUGUUUGUACUUGAUCGUCGACACAGUGGUGCUCAUGGUGAACUCCUGUAAAGUCGGCAAGUUACACAAUCUGCAACAGGAGCUAGUUAGAAAAGUUACGCUUUUGUUGUAUGAAGUAUGGAGCAAAGUUAGACUCUUGCAGUCAUCAACAGACUGCACCAACUGGAAGGAUCAACUUCAAAGCAGACCAUAUGAGAUAUCUGAAGCUAUUUUUAGGCUUACGAUGGAUCUUGAUUGUCCAGCCCACCUGGAACCUGAUGAAGUCAGAAAAAGCUUUUUUGGACAAACGGAAUCUGAUGUCGAAAAGUUUGCCCUGAUGUACUGGGAAAACUCACCUUAUUUAUACAGGAAGAGACAAAGUGAUCUGGAGGGGGAUGAUGUGUUCACUGCAUUGCAUAACGCUUUUGAUCUUAGAACACCAGAUGCUAUUGUCGAGUCAUUCAUACGGGGCCUUGUUUCUUGCCCUGCUAUUGCUUCGGAUGAACUAAACAUAGAUUCAUUUCUUGAUGAGGUUCACGAUUCCUUGGGUGCUCCUGUGAAGUAUAGGCAAGAUGUAAGAGUCGUGAGAACACGAGAUCAGACCUCAACAGGAUCUGGGGUGGAGGAGCAUUUCUUUGAUGAUGGCAUGGUCUUCCCAGAUGGAACUGCAUUUGUUGAACAAUGUAAGGACGCAAUCAAGAAUGGUUUCUCAAUCGCCUUGCGUGGCAUGGAGUUCCGGUCUGAAAAAGUUGCUGCUAUAGCCUCUGCUCUAGCUGAUCUAUUUGGUCAGCCUUCUGUAGGGGCCAACAUAUACUUCUCACCCCCAGGAUCUCAAGGCCUGGCCCGGCAUUAUGACGACCACUGUGUGCUUGUUUGGCAGCUACUUGGGCGCAAGAAGUGGAAGAUCUGGCCCAAUACAAAGUCAAUUUUGCCUAGACUAUAUGAACCCUUUCACUCUUUAGAUGGCUUGGUGGAUGAUAGUGGCGGAAGGGUGGAAGUUCUACAUGAAGGAGACAUAAUGUAUGUUCCUAGAGGCCAUGUGCAUGAGGCUCACACUGACGUCGACGAAGGUGAAUCUGAAGUCGACGUGUCCACCAACUACUCGCUCCAUUUGACCCUUGCCAUCGAAGUUGAGCCACCCUUUGAAUGGGAAGGGUUUGUGCACAUUGCUCUGCACUGCUGGUUGGAGGAGCAGGAACUUGUGAGGAGCCCUGGAUCUGUCCAGUCCAAGCUGGAAGAACAAGCUCCGUUAUUUGCUCUCCUGCUGCAUGUGGCCAUCAGGUUGCUCUCCAACAGCGAUCCUAGCCUUCGAAAAGCGUGCAUGGUUGCGGCAAAGCUCCCGUCAUCCAGUAACUCUCUGAGAAGCAGCCAUAGGUCAACCUUCGCUGAGAUACUCCACAACAUCAACAGGAACUGUGGCUUCGAGGAUGCGCUGAGGUCAGUCGAGCUCGUGGUCAAGGAGAGAAACGAUGAGCCCUUCCAGUGGAUGUCCUGGCUCCGGCAUCUCCCGCAGCAGCACGGUCGCAGCAGGAUCGACUUCUGCGACGUCCUGGGGCCCUUGGAAGAGCUUCUUGACAUGUUCAUCUCCGAUCGUGAGCGAGCCUCGGCCGAUUUCGCCGAUUUCAAGUCAAGGUUCUGUAGUCGUGCCGUGUACGACGACGCCUGCAGGGAGUUCGAGGCGCUGCUCGUUCUGUAUCGGACGGCUCGGACGCGGUACGCCAAGGGCAUGCUCGCGUUGCACGGGAAGCAUGGUGGGUGACUGCUCCAGAGCUCCCCCAUUUUUGCCGAACAGUUUUUCCUGUACACACGCUGCGAACGCGGUGUCCGUUGCAGCAUUGGUUGUUUCGUCGUCGGUCUUGCAACCUGGAGUAGUUUGCGGUUUCCA